CUCGACACUAACUUGUCUUAAGGCCUGAGUGUGUGCGUGCGCCACCAGUCUACCACACUAGUUCAUUGUUGUACUCCACUGUAUGUUGAAACAGUGGUUGUGGCGUAUCAGCUGUGUGUGUCCCUCUCGUGCCAUCACCAACAUUCAUCAUGGCUAUGGAUAAUAGAAGUGGAAGCAUAUUUGGUCUUGUUAACCCUUCCUACGGCGCCUCAGAUCCUGGGAUGAAUGUUCCCUUAACAUCAAACCCCGGGUUGUCUCAACUAUCACCUUAUUUGAACUUUGAUCCUGCAUAUUUACAAACAACUCAACCAGAAUUUAUAGCCUUAGAAGGAGCUUCACAGAAACGGGGACGUUUUGAGUUGGCUUUCUCGCAGAUUGGCGGAUCAUGUUUGAUUGGCGCUGGUCUUGGUGGGGCGCAGGGGCUGUACGGAGGGCUCCAGGAGACAGCAGCCGCAGGUCACACAGGCAAAAUCAGGAGAACACAAUUGAUUAACUACCUGAUGAAGCGUGGGUCUGCCUCUGCUAAUACUCUCGGAGUCGUAGCAUUUAUGUACUCUGGUUUAGGAUGUCUCUUGUACUAUGCUCGCGGUAGCCACGAAGAUGAUCUGAAUACUGCGGGUGCUGCGACCAUGACCGGGCUUCUCUACAAAUCAACUGCUGGACUAAAGAAGUGUGCUGUGGGAGGACUGAUAGGACUGGGCUUAUCUGCUGCAUACAUUGCCUUUUCAUCGCGGGAUAAGUUGAAGGAUCAGUAUGCACAUAGAUUUUAAUAGGGCCAUUAUACUUAUUCACUACAUAUAAACAAUUGCCAGUGUGUUUUGACCGUGAUAAGAACAGGUUAUGUGGGUAAAGUCCGAGAAAAGCCAUUUAAACAAAUUCCAAUGUAACAACAAAUGAUGUUGAAAAUGGGCCAAAUUAUUGUUCCUUUCUCUUUAAAUUUUGCAUACAUGUAUUAUUGAACCAUUAGUGAAAGCUUAUUGGUUGUUGUGUGUGAGGUACACUCCCCACAAAAAGUUCUCGUACUCUCUAAGGGUCAUACAAGAUGACAAAAUGAAAGAGAAAUCUGAAUACUGCUCUCUGAGGAAGUUUUAGUGUCCAUUAAAUUACUUCUUUUCACAUGUAAAUACAGUACUGUAAAGGUGAGUAACAUAUAUCAUUAUGAAAUAUUGAGACUCACUUUGCAACCAUUCUGAGAAGACUUGAGCCAUAGGACUCAUCCUGAAAUCUGUUGUGCCCAGCUGUUGGAGAACUUUUUAUGGCGAGUGUACAUUAUCUCCUUAUGCCUCGGAGAGACUAUCAAUAUUGACUUACUUCUUAUGCAUCCAUUAUAUAACCUGGACACCGACGUGUGGCAUAAUUAUAGUUACGUAAAUUUCCACUUAUUUUGAAAAAAAGUUGUGUUUAUCAGCUCCUAGAUUUUGUAGACGAGACACGUGAAGGAUAUACAGUAAACUCUCGUGUGGAAAAAAAUAUUAACAAGUCUAUUUUGAUUUGCUUCGAAUCUUAUGAAUGACUUCUCUCAUUUAAUAUGUGAGAGUGUUUGUUAACCAAAAUAACAAUAGGAGGUUAUUAAGAUUUUUAUAUAUGGAAUACCUGUAUUCAGGUGAAAGUCCAACUUUAGCUAUAAAGUUUAACUUGGGCCAAAAUGAAGAUCAAAAUGAAAUUGGCUGAGAGAAGAAAUAUUUGCCUCAGAUUACAACCAUGGCUUAUGCUUCUUCAGGGACUGCUUAUUAGUGGAUAAAUUUAUCUUGGAGUUGUACUGUACUGUAUAGUGAUAUUAAAAGGUAUUUUGUUGCGUCAUAUAUUUCUGUAAAUAUUUACUUCACGUACAAGAUUUUUUUUAUUUAAUAAAAAAACUAAAUAAAAAUUGUAAAUUC
This is a messenger RNA of Homarus americanus (American lobster), 1877 nucleotides long. RefSeq names its product mitochondrial import inner membrane translocase subunit Tim23-like (gene Tim23). Bases 150 to 770 code for a protein of 206 amino acids. Gene Ontology annotation, cellular component: TIM23 mitochondrial import inner membrane translocase complex; mitochondrial inner membrane. Gene Ontology annotation, molecular function: transmembrane protein transporter activity. Lineage: Eukaryota; Metazoa; Arthropoda; Malacostraca; Decapoda; Nephropidae. The transcript is spliced from 5 exons. Gene Ontology annotation, biological process: protein import into mitochondrial matrix. The record is from RefSeq and is a predicted model, not a curated record.